GAGCACCUUGUUGUCCCUCCCAGGCUGCCCAAGCCCCACUGAGAAUGGGUGAGAAAGAAGAGGACACUGAGGAAGCCUGGCUACAGCUGCGGCCUGUGGAGCCCUUGCCUUCCCAGUGCUGUGGCAGUGGCUGCUCACCCUGUGUGUUUGACCUCUACCACCGAGAUCUGGCAAGGUGGGAGGCAGCCCGAGCCAGCAACGACAGGAGCCUUUUGAGUGGGAAGCAGUCACAGAGCUGCCCCUCCAAGCUGAGCCCAGAGACUUUCCUGGCCUUCCGCAUCUGUGCCCUGGACAAACUCACUAAGGACACCUACCAUGUUCGAUUUGCUCUACCUGGGAACAGCCAACUCAGCCUGCACCCUGGGCAGCACCUCGUCCUACGAGGGAUAGUAGAUGACUUGGAAAUUCAGAGAGCCUACACGCCCAUCAGCCCUGCCAAUGCAAAAGGAUACUUUGAAGUUUUAAUCAAGUGCUAUCAGACAGGGCUGAUGUCCCGGUGUGUCAAGUCCUGGAGAGUGGGAGACACAGCUUUUUGGCGAGGACCUUUUGGAAACUUCUUCUAUAAACCAAAUCAGUAUGGUGAGCUCCUCAUGCUGGCUGCAGGCACAGGUCUGGCUCCCAUGGUGCCCAUCCUGCAGAGCAUCACAGACAAUGAAGAUGAUGAGACCUUCGUCACCCUGGUCUGCUGCUUCAAGACCUUUGAGAGCAUCUAUCUGAAAACCUUCCUCCAGGAGCAGGCCUGUUUCUGGAAUGUCCGCACCUUCUUCAUACUCAGCCAGGAGAACUCUCCAGAGCAGCUUCCCUGGAGUUACCGAGAGAAGACCCACUUUGGUCACCUGGACCAGGACCUGAUUGAAGAGCUGGCUGCUGGCCCAUACUUGCUCCUGGAUGGUGCAGAUUGGUGGACGGUGAUGCAGUUCCAGUUGUGUCCUCGUAGAUGUCUGGUUCUGUAAAAAUAUGGACAAGCAUUGAGGUGAACAUUUGCUGAAUGUCGACUGCUGGGUUUGUCCUAAAGGUGACUCUGAGCAAGGAUUUGGGUACAAGAAGUUUAUAUGGGAGGUGACUCAGGGAAACAUGGUGAGACAGUU
This is a messenger RNA of Marmota flaviventris (yellow-bellied marmot), 1088 nucleotides long. It is a transcript of the gene Cyb5r5, whose product is annotated as cytochrome b5 reductase like. The record is from RefSeq and is a predicted model, not a curated record. Gene Ontology annotation, molecular function: oxidoreductase activity. NCBI's taxonomy places the organism in Eukaryota, Metazoa, Chordata, Mammalia, Rodentia, Sciuridae.